Molecule: messenger RNA, 1863 nt
Organism: Vanessa atalanta (red admiral)
Lineage: Eukaryota; Metazoa; Arthropoda; Insecta; Lepidoptera; Nymphalidae
Gene: K5
Product: putative neuropeptide precursor protein
Exons: 5
Coding region: 137-1252 (371 amino acids)
Source: RefSeq, a predicted model, not a curated record
GGAACUCCGCUUUUCUUUCCAGUCCGCCCCGGUAUACGGCAUUCGUCCUCCGAGUGUGGGCCCCACAUCGUCGUCAGGAAGUCUUUGUUGCAAAAACGUUAAUAAAUUCUGUUGAACAUAUAGUAAAAGCUUAAAUAUGUUACUAAUCUCGCUCACCGCGGUCUUCGCGGUCCUUGUAGUCAACAAUGCAGAGCCUGUCCCGAAUACCAAAGAUGAUGGUCCAAUUGCUGAACUGCCAGAGAACUGGGACCAAACAAAAGACGAUACACAGUCGUUAUUUCUUAACAAGAGCGACAAAAAUGACCUCGAACCUUAUCCUCUCGCUCUAAGUGAAGAAGGUAAUUCUGAAGGAUAUGAGCAAGCUGUCGAGCAACGAUAUGAAUCUCCUCAAUCUAACGGGGAACUGGACAAUCUUAUUAUGAGACCAGAGUUAUAUGGGGAGCCUCCUGCUAUGGAGGGCCUCUCGGGUGGGUACGAGUCCCGACGUCGUAAGCGUGGUAGUGGAAAGGUUGGGGGAGCUGGUGCCGCUACAAAGGUUGCUACGAAAUCUGGCUCAGGAAAGAAAAAUCUUAAAGUAAAUGAUGCACCAAUGCCAGUAGAUUUCGUUAUCCAAGAGAAUGAUAACAAUCGUCGUAAACGUGGUAGUGGGACAAAGGUAGGCGGAGCAGCAGCCUCAGCAAAAACUGCUACCAAAAAUUCUGGGGGAAACAAAAAAAAUUUUAGGUCUGUAUCUGAGCGUCGUAAGAGAGACUCUGGUCUAAGCGCCGCAGAUGUUAGAGCGCUACUUAACUUUUGGGAAGCUCAAGAAAGAAGAAAGCAAGAUUUACAUGCCGCGAGCCGAAACGCUGAAAUUCCGUAUUACGGUAAUGUCAAUACAUUAGAUCUAGGUCAACCUGAAGUUGACGAAGUUGGAGAUAUAUGGUUACGCGAUGAUGGAGCUAUUGAUCCGCGAGAAAGAGAUUAUCCCCGUCAGUCUUAUUUCUCCGAACAAAAUCGUGUUGGCUUGCCGAUGGGUUUACCUGAAAUAUACCCAGUUGACCCUAACGAACUUAUGCAAAGGUAUGAAGAGGCACGUCGUAAGAGAAUGUACGUGAAUAAGAUGAAACGCUUUAUGGUCGCUCGAAAACGUUCGGAUAUGCACCAGAAUAAUUAUCGGCCCCGUGAUGAUCUGUACACUCUGGCUGAACUUCUGCGUUCUGCACCCCGUGUUCAAGAACAAGAUAUACCUGUCUAUCGCCGACUGAUACUGUAAAGAUUUAUUCGAAAUCUAGAUCCAUUUAAACAGUCUGGAAAAUAAAUACACUUUUAAAAAUAGUAAAAAGGCAGAUAACUGCUUCGUUCUACAUUAAUUAAUCUUCUCAAUCUGGUUUAAUACGCACACUUCUAUCAGUUAGCUGGCAUAUGGAUACCUACUAACAUUUAUGAAAAGGAUUGGAACGAGAGAUCGUCAUGCAUUUAUUUCGCAGUGUCUAGGAUAUAGUAUCAUAGUAUAGUUUUAGAAUCAAAGCAUAGAUAAUGUAUAUGUAUUUUUGUUAUCGUUUAAAAAAUAAAUGGCCUAACAAAAAAUAUUAUUAUUACCUACCUAUAUGUUAUUAGGUACUACUUUCAAUCGAAUGUUAUAACGUGUGUACUUUUUCUACCUCGGUUUACCGCAUAUCUGAUUAUUAUUUAUACUGGUUUUUACCAAAAAAAAAAGGGAAAUAAAAUUAGUUCAAAUUUAUAUAUUCCAAUUAUUAAUAAAUAACUAAUAUGUACUGCAUAGUGAAGUGAAACUUCUUAUUUAAUCGUGCGAAAUGUUUAGAUUUAGUUUUGAUGUAUACAUGGUAUUCACUUGCUGUAUUAAAUUAGCAUUAUAAUAAAAAA